Molecule: messenger RNA, 702 nt
Organism: Aspergillus saccharolyticus JOP 1030-1
Lineage: Eukaryota; Fungi; Ascomycota; Eurotiomycetes; Eurotiales; Aspergillaceae
Exons: 1
Coding region: 1-702 (233 amino acids)
Biological process (GO): nucleobase-containing compound metabolic process
Molecular function (GO): nucleic acid binding; 3'-5' exonuclease activity
Source: RefSeq, a predicted model, not a curated record
AUGGUGGGAACUCUGACGAACUUGCCGUCGAAUCCCCCAUCCUUAUAUGUCGACCUCGAGGGCGUUGACCUCUGCCGAUACGGGACUAUCUCCAUUCUGCAGAUCUUCGUUCUGCCCACGAACAAGACAUAUCUCGUCGACGUCUAUACCCUCAGAGGCCAGGCAUUUUCCCGGAAAACGAGAGCUGGGAUAAGCCUUCAAUCCGUGCUCGAGUCGCCCGAUAUCCCCAAGGUCUUUUUCGAUGUCCGCAAUGACUCGGAUGCGCUCUGCAAUCUCUACCACAUUGAGCUCCGAGGCGUUCAUGACGUUCAAUUGAUGGAGCUUGCCUCGCGCCCCGGUUGGAAGAAAUGGCUGAAGGGCUUGGCGAAGUGUAUCGACACUGAUCUUCCUCUAACAAUCGAGGAGCGAGCGAGCUGCAAAGCGGUCAAGGAGAAAGGAUUGAAGCUUUUUGCCCCGGAGCAUGGGGGCUCGUACGAGGUCUUCAACGCUCGGCCGCUCUCAGCCGACAUCAUUCGGUAUUGUGCGCACGAUGUGGAGUUUCUGCCGAAAUUGUGGAAGAAGUACGAUCAACGGUUGAAUCAAACUUGGAAGGCAAGGGUGAGCUUGGAAGUGGGAAAUCGUCUCUGGCUCGCGUGGUCUCCUACGUACAAGGGCAAUGUUAGGAACAGAGAGAGGGCUUGGGGACCCACUGCAUGGUGGUAG